Brugia malayi is the source of this 291-nucleotide messenger RNA. RefSeq lists its product as uncharacterized. The transcript has 3 exons. NCBI's taxonomy places the organism in Eukaryota, Metazoa, Nematoda, Chromadorea, Rhabditida, Onchocercidae. The record is from RefSeq and is a predicted model, not a curated record. Bases 1 to 291 code for a protein of 96 amino acids.
AUGAGGUCAUCUGUACUCAGAUUCUGUGCAAAGGUCAAUCAGGAAACUCUCCAAGUAAGUAGGAAGAAUUUGUUCCGGAUAUGUGGUACUAUUGUGGUCGCAGAAAUAGUGCUUGCUGCGUAUGUUGAAUAUGGUGUACGAUUUCCACAUGAGGUUAUUAUGCCUAUAGCAGAAACACGAUCACUAGUCCAUUUUCAUGAAGGUAGUCUGGGGAUCUACAAGUAUUUCCAAAAAGAAUCGGAAAUCCAGAAAGGUACUGGAUUUCCGAUUCUUUUUGGAAAUAUCAGUUAG